Molecule: messenger RNA, 1284 nt
Organism: Acipenser ruthenus (sterlet)
Lineage: Eukaryota; Metazoa; Chordata; Actinopteri; Acipenseriformes; Acipenseridae
Product: epsilon-sarcoglycan-like
Exons: 10
Coding region: 1-1284 (427 amino acids)
Cellular component (GO): sarcoglycan complex
Source: RefSeq, a predicted model, not a curated record
AUGAAUGGAUGCGAUGCAAGGAAUUACCCCAUCACAUUUAACACAAAUGUAUUGGGCUACUUGGACAGAGCUGGCGUUAUAUAUGGAGUGCUUUAUGGGUCUCCAACAGCUGAUCUUGUGGGCAAACCAAUUAUCAUUGAGAUUACCGCCUACAACAAACGUACAUUUGAGACUGCAAGACACAACCUUGUCAUUAACGUCAUGUUUUCACAGGGGGCAGUCCUCCCUGUCAUGCCUGAACUCGCCACAGGUCAAAUGCUGGGAGACUUCCUUGGAGCUGUGAAAAAUGUAUGGCAGCCAGAUCGGCUAAAUGCCAUUAAUAUCACCUCAGCAUUGGAUAGAGGAGGCAGAUUCCCUCUUCCUAUAAAUGACCUAAAGGAAGGGGUGUAUGUGAUAGUGGGUGCUGAUGUUGCAUUCUCUUCCUGUCUGAAGGAAGUAGAAACUCCUCAGAACCAGCAGCUCUGCAGUCAGGAUAAGGAGUUUAGGGCAACGUUUUACAUUGACUGGUGCAAAAUAUCUCUGGUAAGUGUUUUGAAGCAAAUAAACACAGAAACAGAACAUAUACCAGGAAGUGGAGUGUUACAUGAUAUUGGAGAAUACAGGCCGCCUUUUGAGUCACUGAAAAGUAGGGACUAUUUCUCAGACUUCCUGAUCACACUGGCAGUGCUUUCUGCUUUUGCCUUGGUCCUUUUCAUCCUUGGGUAUAUCAUGUGCUGCCGACGGGAAGGGAUGCAAAAAAGAAACAUGCAAACACCAGACAUUCAGUUGGUUCAUCAUAAUUCUAUCCAGAAGUGUACCAAGCAGCUACGAAACAUGUCCAAGAACCGUGAGAAAGUAUGGCCUCUUUCAACAUUGUCUGUGUUUCACCUAGUCAGCGGUGAAGUUGUGCCAUCCUUACACCCAGACAGCUAUGCGACUACUAGUAUGCCACUAAUGCAGACACAAACACCUCUACCCAGCAACCAGACCUGCUGCCCCGGCACUACGGAGAUGAAAACGCCCCCUGCCAGCAGGCUCAGCCUCCGGAGCAGCUAUUUUAUAAGGAUUGGCCUGCACAACAACAAUAUCAACAUCCCGGCUAGAAGCGAGCGUAUGACGGUGUACAAUAAUAAAUGUACCUUUAUAUCUGCUACACCAACGUCGCCUCCUUCUUGCAAGCGCGCUUCCACAAACUCGCUUGCCCAGAGUCCCAGGACAGGCUGCAGCAGCCCCUCAUCUCGUCAUGGUCGUCCCAUCCUCUCCAGCGCAGCACAGCUGAACAGCUCUCAUCCUUCAGCUUCAUAA